AUGGCGGACCAUUAUAUCUCGCCUAAACUCUUGCGCACCUCCAUUAUCAAAUGGCCAAAACUCAUUUUGAAUAAACUUUUAGUGUUUGGUUUCAACACAUACAAUAUCCUCAAAUUCAAACGAGAGAUUAGCAAACCUUUGCAGUUCAAUGAGUGGAAGGACACAUCUAUAGAAUGCUAUGUGCGAACCAAUAAGAUCUUUGCUCAGGCAUGUAACAAUCUCGGUUUAUCUCCAACAAAGGAGGUUUUCAAUUUAAUAAAUUUGAAAUUAAAUCAAUCCUGCGGAAAUCAUUUGAUUGGUGCGCUUUGCACUAGAGUCUUGAACUUUCAAAGUCAAACAGAUAAGAAAGUAGCAUGGGAUUUGAUUUCCAUUGACGCCAAUCCCAAAGUGGUUACAUUUAACGUCAUCCCGGACGAAGACGGGGUUGGUAUGUAUGUUCAAUAUGUGAUGAAUUUGAAAACUACCCAAAAGUUGACCAUAGCAGAUAGGUUGAACCCUAAUAAGAUCAUCACAGAAACCGAGUCUAAAGUAGAUGAUUAUUUGGUGUACACAAUGAACCCAUGGGAUGGGCGGAUUUUGCUAGUUGGGAAGUUGUUCGAAAGUGAUGCAAGUAGAGGUAUGAAAUCUGACUUGGAUGUUUUCAACAACCUGGUAAUGGAAAAGUUCCUUACUGAGUCAGCUGAUAUUUACCGUGAGGAUCCAAGGAAAAAGCAAUUGAAUGGGGAAGCAACUUGA
This is a messenger RNA of Lodderomyces oxycetoniae, 735 nucleotides long. RefSeq lists its product as uncharacterized. The record is from RefSeq and is a predicted model, not a curated record. NCBI's taxonomy places the organism in Eukaryota, Fungi, Ascomycota, Pichiomycetes, Serinales, Debaryomycetaceae. Gene Ontology annotation, cellular component: mitochondrial inner membrane. Gene Ontology annotation, biological process: protein insertion into mitochondrial inner membrane from matrix. The transcript has a single exon. The coding region runs from base 1 to 735 and encodes 244 amino acids.